Messenger RNA from Angiostrongylus costaricensis, 405 nucleotides. The record is from the annotation of a GenBank genome assembly. NCBI's taxonomy places the organism in Eukaryota, Metazoa, Nematoda, Chromadorea, Rhabditida, Metastrongylidae.
AUGGAAAUCCGAGAUAGUCUUUGUGAUCUAGGAAGAAUGGAAAUCCCUCGUCCACAAUUUCACGGAAUGCAGUUUGUUGCAACCAGAGGUAAACAAGGAUUUUACAAGACUAUUCGAGAAAAUGGUAGUAAGUACGGUUUGCAAGUCAAGCCUCAAGGUCCUCGUCGACCGGUUCUUAGCAACGACCUCUUCGUGAGGCCCUCAACAAUGGAGGAGAAUGUCAAACCAGACAAGUCGUCGCAGUCAGCAGUUCGGCAAGCAGCAUCUCGUACAAAGUCUGUUGAUACCGAAUGCGCUAAGAACACUGAACCGCAUCAGGUUGCUCCGCCAUCGUCGUCACAGGUAAACGUCGACACUUAUGGCGCUGAUGCAGCUUUCCACUUUGUAAUCGGGUUUAUUCCAUAG